GUUCAUGAUCGUACGAUCAACACAUGUAUUUUUCGAUAACCAAUCUCUAGUAACUAGUGUAGGAAAUAACCUAUCGUAAAUAUAAUUACAAUUAUGUUUAAAAAUUCUCAACCACAAUUACUUAAUGUAAAUAGAAAACCCAGCCAACCGAAAAGGCGAAAAAAGAUCACGCUUGUCUUCGAUGAAGAGAAACGACGAGAAUUUUUAGGAGGAUUUCGUAAGAGGAAACUAGAACGAAAAAGGAAGGCUCAGGAACAGUUACAGCAACAACUAAAAGAAGAACGAAAGAAAAUUAAACAAGAAGCACGAGAACGUUAUAAGAAAUCAUUAUCGAAUCAAGUCGUCCCAGAGCUGCAAGAAUUAUUAUCUCAACAAGAAUUUGAUCUAGAUAGUCAUACAGUUAGUAUUUUAGAGUUGAACAUUGCAGAUCUUAAAGAAGGAAAAAAAUGGAUAGGUGAAAACAAAAUUACAGAAGAAAAAGAAGAACAAGAAAAUGAUGAAAGUGACCAAAGUUACAAUGACGACGAUGAUGAUAAGAUUGUGGGAAUGUCGUUGCAAGAGAAAUGUAAGAAUCAAGUGCAGCCAAAAUCUAAAUCCAACAGUCAUGAGAUAAAAUCUGCAAAAGAAUUAAAACAAGAAAUAAAAAAAGCAGCGUUAAAACGCAUAAAAAAAAGUAAGGCAUUUCAACAAAAACAAAGAUUAGAACAACAAAAAAACAAAAAACAAAAUAAACAAAAAUUGCAGAAAACACAGGGGCUAGUGCACAAACGUGGCAAGAGGAGUAAAAAGAAAUCUAGGCGCUAGGAAAUUUGAUAAAUUUACUGCACAAAUUUUAAAUAAAUAUAUUUUGUAAAAAGUAUUACAUUAUAAA
Molecule: messenger RNA, 871 nt
Organism: Atta colombica
Lineage: Eukaryota; Metazoa; Arthropoda; Insecta; Hymenoptera; Formicidae
Gene: vito
Product: nucleolar protein 12
Exons: 3
Coding region: 94-804 (236 amino acids)
Cellular component (GO): nucleolus
Molecular function (GO): RNA binding
Source: RefSeq, a predicted model, not a curated record